GUCAAUGGUUUCAUAUUUUGGUUAUAUAAAUGCUUAAAAGAAAUUUGUAUGAAAAGUUCUGAUCAGAUGAACGCAAUUAUCUGCCAUUGACGAUUAUAGACGUCCAAAUCACUCCCUUUUCAAAUGGAUUGGACAACUCAUUUCAAGAGUUUUUAGGAGUCACAUGAUUGGUGAAAAUGAUGCUGUCACUUGUGUUUUAGGACAUUCUGAGAAGGAAAGUGGGAGGAUAAAAGAACGGGGGAGGAGGAAAAGGGGGCACAAAGCCCCCCUCUCCGCCCCUGCCUCUCUCUCUCUCCCUCUCUCUCUCAUUCCCACUUCUUCUUUCAUUCCUGCCACCGCGAGUGAGCCGAGCCGGACCGCGUCGACGUUCCUGAACGCAUCCCCUGCGCGCGGCCGGAGGCGAUGGAGCCGUGAUCCGGACCGAGCCGAUCCGAGGGGGCGAUGCUGCUGCGUGAAGAAGGCUCCUCUUCCUCUGCUUCUUUCUCUUCUUCUUCUUCUUCACGCGCACGUUCCUGCAUGGAGACGAGCUGGUGCGCGGGAGAGCGCCGACGCACGCGGAUGACACGCGCCUCGCCGCUGCUGCUGCUGUUGCACUUCAUCUGCGUGCACGGAGUCGUCAUGGGGACCAACACCACCGAGCCGACCGCCGCCCUCAACGGGACCGCCCCGCUCGGCGACGCGGGCCCGGCGCUGGCCGCGACGCCCAGGGCGGGCCGCGUGCCCCGCGGCGGCGAGGAGGAGGAGCUCGGCAGCGGCGUCUUCGGCGACGUCCGGGCGGGCGGCGCUCCUCCGCCGUCUAAGAUCAUCCCCGAUUCCGCCGAGGCGGAGCUGCUGUUGCCCGGCGGCCGCCUGUCGGAGGAGGAGCCGGCGCCCCGGAGCGACCCGCCGUGGAUUCGCGCCGAAGAGGCGGGCGUGUUGGACCUGGACCGGCCGGCCACGGCGGCCCCGCCGGCCGCCACCGACGUCCUCCGCGUGGACUUUUUCGACCCCGCCUCCCGCGGACGGAAACUGGACUUGGCGCCGCCUCCCACCUCUUCGCUGGCCCACGAGCUCCAGGGCGGCGACCCGACGUCCUGGGCCAUGCCGGACAGCUACGACUACCUGACCCCAUACGAGGACGGCGUCUCGCCCACCGCCGACGAGUACUCCGACGCCACCUCCGACGACGGGCGCGCCCCGGCUCGCCCCGUCUCGUCCCCGCCCGACAAGCCCCGGCGGGCCCCGGCGGACGGCUCUGACGGAAAGGGCGGCUGUCGCCCGGGUUACCGGAUGGUCAACGCCACUUGUCGCUCCCCUUGCGACUUUGACCCCAACUUCUGCUACAACGGAGGGCAGUGUUACCUGCUGGAGGACGCCGGAACUUUCUGCAGGUGCAACGUUCAGGACUACAUCUGGCACAAGGGCGCCCGCUGCGAGGCGGUGGUGACGGAGUUCCAGGUCAUGUGUCUGGCGGUAGGCGCGUCGGCCGUGGUGCUCCUGCUGCUCUUCAUGAUGGUGGUGUGCUUCGCCAAGAAGCUCCACGUCCUCAAGACCGAGAACAAGAAGCUGCGCAGACGCAGUAAGUACCGGCCCACAUCGGAGGCUCACAAUGAUAAUUUCUCGCUGUCCACCAUCGCUGAGGGCUCCCACCCAAACGUAAGGAAACUGUGCGACACCCCUCCUAACGCCCCCCAUGCCCGUGCAUUGGCUUACUAUGAUAACAUUAUCUGUCAGGAUGAUCCCAAUUCCCAGAACAAGCUGGAGGAGGCGGUGAAGGCCCCGCCCAAGGAAGACGACGCCCUCAACAUCCACAACGCGCUGACGCCCAAACACGACAACCACAAGCUGCUGGGCGACGACGACUCAGAGGUCAACUCCCUGCAGAACAACAUGAUGUGAAAAAAUAAAGAAAAGGAAAAAAAAAAUCACCGAAGCCCCGCCCCCUUCCUCUCACUCCGCCCUCGUCGCUGUCACAUGACCUCUUUUCGCACACUUUUCCCUGCCUGCAUCGUUGUAUUUUGUAAAAAGAUUUCCAGCGUGUGUAAACGUGGUUUUAAAACAAAAAAGAAGCUACUGAAAGGUUUUGAUGUUUGUUGACUAAUCCAGUGAGUGUUUCUUAAUAUUGCAAACAAAUCAGACGGGCAACACGACGUGUCUUGUUUUCUUUGAUGUGAUUUCUAAUCCUUUGAUGUACUUUUACUGUUUUUAUUUUCUACUCUUUCGACCGGCGAGAACAACAAACGCGAUUCCGACACUUGUUGAAAUAAAACCUUUUUAACAUGA
This is a messenger RNA of Corythoichthys intestinalis (scribbled pipefish), 2262 nucleotides long. Its product is annotated as chondroitin sulfate proteoglycan 5-like. The record is from RefSeq and is a predicted model, not a curated record. Lineage: Eukaryota; Metazoa; Chordata; Actinopteri; Syngnathiformes; Syngnathidae. The coding region runs from base 442 to 1878 and encodes 478 amino acids. The transcript has 5 exons. Gene Ontology annotation, cellular component: synapse. Gene Ontology annotation, biological process: nervous system development; cell projection morphogenesis.